Messenger RNA from Mustela erminea (ermine), 1035 nucleotides. RefSeq names its product transmembrane protein 134 (gene TMEM134). Bases 86 to 721 code for a protein of 211 amino acids. The record is from RefSeq and is a predicted model, not a curated record. The transcript has 8 exons. Lineage: Eukaryota; Metazoa; Chordata; Mammalia; Carnivora; Mustelidae.
GCCUGCGUGCGGGGGCGGGACCGCGGCGAGAGGGGCAGGCGGGUCCGGAUGGCGGCGGCGAGGGGCUCCUGAGCGGGCCGGGGCCAUGAGCGCCGCCCGGCCCCAGUUCAGCAUCGAUGACGCCUUCGAGCUGUCCUUGGAGGACGCGGGCCCGGGGCCCGAAUUCAGCGGGGUCUCCCGCUUCGGGCCGCUGCACUUCGAGCGCCGGGCCCGGUUCGAGGUGGCCGACGAGGACAAGCAGUCCCGGCUGCGCUACCAGAACCUGGAGAACGAUGAGGACGCAGCCCAGGCCUCUCCGGAGCCGGAUGGGGGAGUCAGCACCAGGGAUUCCAGCCGAACGUCCAUCCGCAGCUCCCAGUGGUCCUUCAGCACCAUCAGCAACACCACCCAGCGCUCCUACCACGCCUGCUGCAGCUGGACUCAGCACCCUUUGAUCCAGAAGAACCGCCGGGUAGUGCUGGCCUCCUUCCUGCUCCUGCUGCUGGGGCUGGGGAGCAGAAGAGUAACCACUCUGCCAUUUAUUCUUUGUCUGCUUGGAGCCAGGUGCAGCGUAGGCUUAUUUCCCCCCUUAUGGAAGUCACACAGCAGUGCUGAUCCUGAUCGCCGUGGGACUGGAGGUGGCCCCCUCGCCAGGUGUCUCCAGCGCCAUCUUCUUCGUGCCGGGCUUCCUGUUGUUGGUUCCCGGAGUCUACCACGUGAUCUUCAUCUACUGCGCGGUUAAGGGCCACCGGGGCUUUCAGUUCUUCUACCUGCCCUACUUCGAGAAGUGAACCUCGGGCGGGCAGCCGGAAUCCAGCCUCGUCUCCGAGCGGCCCCAGGAGGCGCUCCUCGGGUCCGCUCCUGCUCCCUCAUCUCCAGGGAAGAAAUCCGGGACCCCGGAGUCCCCAACCCCUCGAAGUUUGCUCAGGAAGUUUGCCCAAUACCCAGGCCUGGAAAAGUCGCCCCUGGCCUGUUCUGUGCCUUAAGUUAUUCUUGGGCCCUGGGGCUGCUGGGUUGGUGGUGUUUUGUGCUAAUAAAAGAAUGUACUUCAUUCCA